Messenger RNA from Westerdykella ornata, 427 nucleotides. RefSeq lists its product as uncharacterized. NCBI's taxonomy places the organism in Eukaryota, Fungi, Ascomycota, Dothideomycetes, Pleosporales, Sporormiaceae. The transcript has a single exon. The coding region runs from base 116 to 325 and encodes 69 amino acids. The record is from RefSeq and is a predicted model, not a curated record.
CUUGAUAUCAAUCCCAUUGUGCAAGGAACCAUAUCAUUCAUUCCUGAGAACCAACCAAGAUCCCUAGAGGACAUACUAUUAUCCAUGGGACCUUUACAAUUUGAAUACCCUUAAAAUGAGCGAUACUUCUAUGCAUACCCUGAACCAGACCCAAGGAGGAAAGAGCAAGGUUGUCAAACCUGACCUCUACUUUGGAGACCGCAACAAGCUUGAAGAUUGGCUUCUUCAAUUCGAUUUGUUCUUCAAGUUCAAUGAUGACGACAUCAACAACGAUGACAAAGCCUCCUUGGUUGCCUUAUACAUGAGAGGACAAGCUGCCAAAUGAGUCAAACCAUACCUUAUCAAAUAUAUGGACGACAACAAUGAUGACACUGAGAUCACCUACAUGUUCGAAGACUACUCGGUCUUCAAGGGAAAGAUUCGCCAA